Messenger RNA from Cadophora gregata, 1089 nucleotides. RefSeq lists its product as uncharacterized. The record is from RefSeq and is a predicted model, not a curated record. The transcript has 2 exons. NCBI's taxonomy places the organism in Eukaryota, Fungi, Ascomycota, Leotiomycetes, Helotiales, Ploettnerulaceae. Bases 1 to 1089 code for a protein of 362 amino acids.
AUGCCAAAAGGUCACCGCUCAGUCAGAAGCCAAGGUUAUUACCGCCUCAGUCCCGGCGAAGCCUCAACCACACUCUCUACGCAAUACGCCCCCAUUUCCGCACGUCAAACAAUACCCAACUCAUACUAUAACACACCACAAGAGCCCAUCACCAACACUUCCAACAUGUCACAACAAUCCUAUCAACAAGGCCCAUCCAACUACUCCAACGGUGGCCCCGUCCAACUUCCCAUCUCCACCCAGCAAUACUCCCAGAUGCCUCCAGCACCAGUAUCCAUCCGUCCCUCAAGCGGCGCCUGGACACCUUCAGAUGACCAGACUCUCAUGGCAGCUCGCGCACAAGGCAUGAACUGGGCACCAAUCCAGCAGAUGUACUUCCCAAGCAAGACACCCAACGCCUGUCGUAAGAGACACGAGCGGUUGAUGGAGCGCCGGAGUGCAGAUGACUGGGAUGGUAUGAAGCUGGAGAACCUGGCGAAGAACUACAUGGGUAUGAGGCGCGAGAUUUGGUCUACUCUUGCGGCCCAGACAGGCGAGAAGUGGAACGUGGUUGAGCAGAAGUGCAUGUCCCAAGGUCUCAAGAACCUCCAAACCGCCGCCCGCUCCUGCGCCCGCCGCGAACGCAUGCUCGACCCCCAGUCCUCCACCAACCACUCACACUCUCAAUCUCAAGGCAGCUACAACGCCUUCGAAUCACACACCGACGACUCAGGGUACGCGGACGAGCACGAUCACGAUCAUGAUCCAGACCAAGACCAUGAUCACGAUCACGAUCUCGAGGCCGAGUACGAUGCUGACGGUAACUCAGACCGCUCCUCCACCAACGGCGUAUAUAGCCACCACUCCUCGUCGCACAGCAACGGGAUGAACGGCCAGGGCCAGAGCCACUAUCAUAGCCAUAGUCAUAGUGGUGGGAGUAGUGCGAGUUUGGGCGGGGGUCUUGGGAACUUGGGAGGGAUGGUGGGUGGUGGCAUGGGUGGGUAUGCGAUGCAUCCGAGUCAGCAUGGUCAUGGACAUGGACAUCAGGGGCGUUUGCCUAGUAUGAGUAUGGGGAUUGGUGCGAUAAUAGAGAACUAUGAGAAGAGAUGA